Miscanthus lutarioriparius is the source of this 2394-nucleotide messenger RNA. NCBI's taxonomy places the organism in Eukaryota, Viridiplantae, Streptophyta, Magnoliopsida, Poales, Poaceae. The record is from the annotation of a GenBank genome assembly.
AUGGCAGCUCUCCUUCUCUUGUCCUUGCUCCUGCUGCUGUCCUCUACUCCUCUUCAAGCUCAGCAGAACAUCACCUUGAACUCCUCCUUGACGACCCAAGGGCCUAGCACCUCUUGGCUCUCUCCAUCGGGCGACUUCGCGUUCGGCUUCUGGCCCAACGAGGGUAACACCUCUUUCUACCUGCUCGCCAUCUGGUUCAACAAGAUCGGCGACCAGACAGUGGCUUGGUAUGCCAAGACCACUGAUCUGGAUCCAACACCGGUGCAAGUUUCAUCCGGUUCACGCCUCCAGCUCAACUCCAAUGGGGCGCUCUCGCUCCAGGACUCCACCGGCACAGAGGUAUGGAAUCCCCAAAUUGUGGGUGCAUCCUAUGCUGCCAUGCUCGAUUCUGGAAACUUUGUACUUGUUGCUUCAGAUGGCUCUACCAAAUGGGAGAGCUUCAAAAACCCUACAGAUACCAUCCUGCCCACUCAGGUGCUCACCUCUGGAAUGAGCCUCCGCAGUCGGAUCAUCCCCACAGACUACUCCAAUGGCCGGUUCUUCCUUGACCUGAAAAGUACUGGUGUGUCUCUUUAUACUGUUGCUGUGCCCUCCGGUAACAAAUAUGAUCCAUAUUGGUUCAUGGAUGUCAACACCACAAAUCUGGUAUUCAAUGCGACUGGCGUGAUAUAUAUCGGCAACCAAAGUGAAAUCACAUCUUGGGUGAUCAGCUCCAUAGCAAACUACUACCUUCGUGCCACACUUGACCCAGAUGGCGUUUUCCGACAAUAUAUGUACCCAAAGAAGACCAGCAACCAGAGUAAUCAGACAUGGUCAGUAGUAGAUUUCAAGCCCCCAAAUAUCUGUGAGGCACAGACCGCACAGCCGACAAAAGUUGGAAGCGGUAUUUGCGGUUUUAACAGUUAUUGCAUAUGGAACGGUGCAAACAACCAGAGUACCUGCGUGUGCCCAGAGCAGUACUCAUUUAUUGAUGACGAGAGGAAGUAUAAAGGCUGCAAACCAGACUUCGAGCCACAAAGUUGCGACUUGGAUGAAGCAGCGGUCAUGAUGCAGUUUAAGUUGACACCGAUGAGCCGUGUUGAUUGGCCAUUCUCUGACUAUGAGCAGUAUAGCCCCAUAACUAAGGAUCAGUGUCAGAAACUCUGUCUGACAGAUUGUUUCUGUGCCCUUGCUGUGUUUCAUGUUGAAGACAAUACAUGUUGGAAGAAGAAGAUGCCUUUGUCAAACGGCAAUAUGGGGGAUGAUGUGCAGAGGACAGUCUACAUCAAGGUACGAAAGGACAACGGUACACAGUCUGAGAUUGUUGCUUCCAACAAAUGGAAGAAAGACAAGAAGAAUUGGAUCAUUGGAAGUUCAUUGUUUUUGGGAAGCUCUGUCUUGGUGAACAUUCUGCUGAUUUCUAUUAUACUCUUUGGUACUUACUGUACUAUCACCAUAAAGGAAGUCCCGUCUAUGCAGUCGAACAAUAUAGGAUUGCCCUUGAAAGCCUUCACUUAUGCUGAGCUUGAGAAGGCAACAAGUGGAUUCCAGAAAGUGAUUGGCACUGGUGCCUCUGGUAUUGUGUACAAGGGCCAGCUACAAGAUGAUCUCAGUACCCACAUUGCUGUCAAAAAAAUUGACAAGCUUGAGCAUGAAACAGAGAAGGAGUUCACAAGUGAAGUCCAAACUAUUGGUCGGACGCACCACAAGAACUUGGUCAGGUUGCUAGGAUUCUGCAAUGAAGGAAAAGAAAGACUAUUAGUGUAUGAAUUCAUGACCAAUGGAUCACUCAACACAUUCUUAUUUGGUGAUACCAAGCUUCAGUGGAAUAUUCGAGCUCAGCUUGCUCUCGGGGUAGCAAGGGGGCUGCUAUACUUACAUGAGGAAUGCAGCACACAGAUUAUCCAUUGUGACAUAAAGCCCCAGAACAUCCUUCUCGAUGGCGACUUCACAGCAAAGAUCUCAGACUUCGGCUUAGCCAAACUGCUCCGAACCAACCAGACACAAACAAAUACAGGUAUUCGGGGUACCCGAGGAUAUGUUGCCCCUGAGUGGUUUAAAAACAUUGGUAUCACUGCCAAGGUGGAUGUUUACAGCUUUGGGGUCAUCCUGUUGGAGCUUGUCUGUUGUCGGCGGAAUGUCGAAUUGGAGGCUGCAGAGGAGGAUCAAAAAAUACUGACUGACUGGGCAAAUGACUGUUAUAGGUGUGGCAGAAUUGAUUUUCUGGUGGAGGGUGAUAACGAAGCAAUUUCUGACUUGAAGAACGUGGAAAGGUUUGUUGCAGUGGCAUUGUGGUGUCUUCAGGAGGACCCAACUAUGAGACCUACAAUGCUGAAGGUGACACAAAUGCUUGAUGAAGCAGCUGCAGUCCCGAGCCCUCCUGAUCCUACUUCAUUUGUCAGUACACUUCCAUAG